This is a messenger RNA of Apis dorsata (giant honeybee), 2134 nucleotides long. Its product is annotated as progestin and adipoQ receptor family member 3. Gene Ontology annotation, cellular component: membrane. Gene Ontology annotation, molecular function: signaling receptor activity. Lineage: Eukaryota; Metazoa; Arthropoda; Insecta; Hymenoptera; Apidae. The transcript has 8 exons. The coding region runs from base 429 to 1487 and encodes 352 amino acids. The record is from RefSeq and is a predicted model, not a curated record.
CAGGCCGCAGUCAAGUGGUACGUAGGCAUUAAAUGUUAACGAUAACCAGACAGACGAAACGUUGUUCGCGAUUAUUGUCAGGGCUUCAACAAAGGGGGAACGUUUUAAAUCAUUGUAAAGUGGCAUAUAUCACGCUGGAAUUGCAAUUAGCGUGGUACGUAUCUGUGUCCCCCGGUGUCGCGUUCACUUGUCGACGCGCUUUGUGUUUACGAACAAACGCGUGCAUUCAUCCAUCGUCUGAUUCUUCGCCGAGAGUUUUCACUAACAAAUUACAAUUGUGUUACAUGACCGGUCAUAACGUGACAACGUAAACGAACCAUAUUUUAUACUCUGACCGUAGUAGUCGUUGCCAGCUUUACUUAUCGAUAUUUUGCCGCGAAGAAAUAAUGAAUAUUGAAAAAGACUAGAAGAUAUUCAAAUAUUUUUCAAUGAUGAAAUUACUAGCGGGUGUGGAAGAAGUAAGCGAUCAAAGUGAAAAGCAACCUAACGACGAUCAACAGCACAACAACAACCAUGAGAAGCAACCAAAAACAGAUAUCACCCAAGAGACCCUCAAAUUACUUACUGGAGAGGUAUACCGUAGAACCUCCAAAAAAUUGGAGGAUUCACCUAUUAAAGGUAAACUUACGCCGGAAGAUGAAGAAAAAAUGAGACGUCUUUUGCCUUACAAAGAAGCUCCUGAAUAUCUUCAACACAAUCCUUAUAUUCUUCAUGGUUAUCGAGGAUAUCUUACCACAAAACUAUGUAUCGAAAGUAUAUUCUGGUGGACAAAUGAAACAGUAAACAUAUGGAGUCAUAUAUUCGGAUGGAUGUUAUUUUUUGGUCUGACUCUGUACGAUCUAUGUCUACUGAAUAUUCACGCACCUUUUGGUGACAAAAUGAUAGUAGCACUUCUAUUAGUUUGUUUUCAGGCAUGUAUGAUAUUAUCAUCAGUGUAUCACACAUUUUCUUGCCGAAGUGAACGUGAUUAUUGGUGUUUCUUAUCAUUUGAUUUGUUCGGCAUUGCUUUAAGUCUUUUAUCGAUAUACAUGUCUGGAAUUUAUUAUGCUUUUUGGUGUCAUACGGAAUUACAGAGAUUUUAUCUCAUAACCGUAUUAGCAAUUUUUAUAUUUGCAAUGGUAUUGCAAAUACCAAAAUUAAAUGUCAAUGGCAACGUCAAACUAGUCGUUUUUGUCGCUUGGGCGGCUUAUGGAGUUUUGCCAACGCUGCAUUGGAGCAUUGUUAUGGGUGGUUUGGACAACCCAAUCGUUAGAAUGUUGCUUCCAAGGGUAUUAGGAAUGUAUAUUAUUAGUGGUGUAGCAUUCGCUAUUUACUUGAGUAAAAUACCAGAACGCUUUUGUCCAGGAUGGGUAGAUUAUAUUGGUUCUUCUCACCAAUGGUGGCACGCGUUGGUAGUAUUGGCUCUUUAUUAUUGGCACAAUACUGGAAUGCUUUACGUAGAAUACAGAAUGAACCACGGUUGUCCAACCAGUAUAAGAUCAUUAUGACAAACACAGACUGGCGACCAAUCAGGUUUUAUCAUGGAAUGCGCUUGCGCUAUGGAAUUUAAUGUUUGGUCGUCAGAAUAUUACAACAAGCUACCGUUUUAUGCUGUUGAGAGAAAGACAACUUGCGCAAUUGAGAAUCCAUUACAAGCGUACCUUCAUCGGCAGACAAUCUAAUAUCACAAUGCGCAAUAUUCGUAAUAUAUAUAUUUGAAAUAUUAUUAUUGCGGAUUCUUUGACAACGUCUUGAUAAUGUUUUCUAACACUAGUGAUUUUAAUUUAUUUUAUAUUUAUACAUUUUAAAUAGAUGCAUUGCGUUUUCCUUUUAUUCGUACAAUUUUUAUAACAAACAAUCUUCAUAAACAUUUAUUUUAUUUCUAUUGAGAGAAGUAUGAUUUUCUAAUAUUCUUUUUCUUGCAAUAAUUAUUAUCGAGAAUAAAAAGCGAAUGAUUACGGUACACAUUAUAAUAUUUGAUAAUGUAUCUUCUCGUAAUUAUACUUACGAAGAUGUUUAUGCAAGUAACAAAAGUUGUUAAGAUUGUACAUUUCAAUGGAUAUUUAUUAUUUAAUAACCAAAAUUACUUGUGCAUAUUAUAAAAUACCAUUUGUAAAAAGUAUAUUAUAAGAUAAACAAUAGAUAUAGAAAAAUG